GACCAUCUAUAAAGAAUGGACCAAUAACAGAAGCCAUCUAAAAGGAGUCCAAAAUGGAGAUGGCAACAGAUGACAACAAAUUUCAGUGGUUCGGCGAUUGCUUGCUUAUACUUUAACAUUUAGUCAAUAUCAUUCGUACUUGCCUGGUUUUUCUGAGCGGAAAGUACAAUUCAGUAACGUAUUGUAUUUAUUUGCACACGUUUACUCAUUAACAUUUUGUCAUUGUAAAUAAGAAUGGGUUCAGCAAAGCAACAAACUCAGAUUUCCAAAGUCAUGUCCCUUCUUCAAGAGUGGGAUAAGGGCUCCAAACCGGUGAGGAAGAAGAUUCUCGAAGACUUUAUUUCGCAGAAUCAAAAUAAGACUGGGCCAGAAUUAGAGGAGGAAUUUGCACAGGCAGCAAGUUUGUUUUUAACCAGGUUGACGGCGUGGAUAAGAUUGACUUAUAUGAUUGGGACUUGUUUAACUGAACAAUUGCAGGCACUUUCAAUAUUCCUGUCUGCAUCAAGUGGGCAGAAAUUUUUAGCUGAAUUUCUUGAAGUUGGUGGUGUUCUAACCACACUAGAGAUCAUCAGUUUGAAGCAAGCAAAGGAACAAGAUAAAGCUCAAGCCUUGACCUUAUUACAGCAUGUGGCAAAUGCUGGUAGAAAGUACAAGGAGCUCAUUUGUGAAAGUUAUGGUAUUAGAGCUAUAGCAGAGUGUUUAGCAAAAUCCAAAUCUGAAGAAACCCAGGACUGUGCAAGGCACCUCCUUGAAUCUUUAGCUCGUGGAAAUCCUAAGUUUGAAAAUCAAGUCUACAAGGGUCUUAUUGCCUUGUUGCCAUGCAGCUCACCCAAGGCCCAACAGAUGGCAGCCCAGACACUCAGGAUAGUGCAGCCAAUUGUUGGUGCUGCGAAUCCAACUAUUGUGGAGCCACUGACAAAUCUCCUGAGAACCUUGCAUCUGGAGGUGCAGUAUGAAGCUAUUGAAUUGAUCAAGGACCUCAUGGCCUAUGAUGUCCGAGAUGACCUACUCAAAGUUCUGGUUCAGCUUCUCCAUCCACCCAAAGAGGAGACUAUUAAAAGACCAGAACUGUUAGAUGAUCCAGAAGUUCCACAAAUCAAGGCUCCACUUCCAGUAUUCGUGCAGCAGGCUGCUGCAGCUAAGACCAUUGGUAUCUUGGCCAGAGAAUCUACUGAACUUGCAGAAAAGUUGAUCCAGUACAGGAUGGUUCAUAACAUGAUGUUUGCUAUGGGUAACCAAGACUAUGCUGAUAGUCAAAGACAGGCAUCCAUAACUCUGGAAUAUUUCUGUCGGACCUUCCCCAUUGUGGAUGAUCAUGUUAGAGAUGCUAUGGGAGAGGCAUUAUAUGAACAAUUUAUGGCUGCCCCUGAUACCCUGUAUGUUAAUAUGACAGCUAUACAGGCAGAUGUCUUGGUCUCCAAUAAAAUCAACAUACCUGGCACCUUUAUUGAAGGGACCAGUGAUUAGAAAAAGUAUAAGAAAAUGACUGAAAUCUUUAAGUAAAUUCAUUAUAAUGUUAAAAAGACUGAUGCAAGUACAGGUCCUGAUCUUAAAACAAGAAGCAUAACUGUGAAAAAGGUAUCAUUGUGUAAAGGAGCAUCAUACAUGAGGAAAUGUGAAAGGAUAUUACCAACAUAACUUGCAUUUGUAAAAAAUGUGUGAUGUCAGGCAGAUGUAAUAUAUUUUCCACAAUUUGAGAUGAAAUAGUUUUAUUAUAAUGUAAAAUAUCUGAUAAGCUAUAUUUUAUUUUGUCAUUUAGUCUUUGUAAAUAAAUGCG
Molecule: messenger RNA, 1777 nt
Organism: Lingula anatina
Lineage: Eukaryota; Metazoa; Brachiopoda; Lingulata; Lingulida; Lingulidae
Product: armadillo-like helical domain containing protein 1
Source: RefSeq, a predicted model, not a curated record